CACAAGAGGAGCACAGCGUCGAGAUCUGAAGGAAGAUUAGCUCACUGUCAAAGCAGGAAGACAUGAGCGGGAGGAGAUGAGGAGCUUCUCUGCACAGGAACACUGCUCAUAAUCGCACUGACUGAUGUCCUUUCCCUCUGUGUCACAGCCAGAGAGCAGAAAAAACAGGUUAAAGAGAAGAGAAGAGUGAUCUGUCAGAUGUUCAAGGUCCCACAGAUGCUGGAUUUGAUAUAUUUUUAUUUUUAUAUGUCCUCAUAUUGUCAGAGUCUUCUCCACAUGCUCUUUGUCCUGCACAGAGAAGAAUCCACAUCAUAAAUCCAUCACCGCUGACUGAAUCCUCGCUCUUCAAGACGAGCAGCUGCCUCCUGAGGCAAGGAACUGGAAUCAGAUCACAAGGAUUUCACUCCCAGUCUCCACUUGUCGGCCGUCAGAACUUUAAAAAAAGGGGACAGGACGAGUGAAAACACUGCAGGGAAAGUCCUGAAAAAGAACUUUGGAUUCAUUCAGUGGCUCAGUUACUCUCUGGCUUCUCAGUCGGGAAACAUCUGGACAUUUAAUGCAUGUGGGCAUAUGGUGUAACGGUUGUCUGUGUGACCUUCGAUCGCAGAACUCCACACGCGACUGCAAGAUGACGUCCGAGGAGCUCUUCAACCUGCCGCUCAACGUCUACGUCAUCAUCCUGGGCAUCGGCCUCUUCGUCCUCAUGCUCAGCUUCAUCUUCUGCUGCUAUCUCUUCAGACUGAGGCGACAAAGUGCAAGAGGACAGUUUGGAUACAGUGAGGUCGUCUUGAAAGGAUCAGACAAGAAACUGAGCCUCCUUGGUCAAACAUGUGCAGUUUGUUUAGAAGAGUUUUGCAGCCGAGAUGAACUCGGGGUGUGUCCGUGUUCACAUGCUUUCCACAAGAAGUGUCUCCUAAAAUGGUUAGAAAUCCGCAGUGUGUGCCCCAUGUGCAACAAGCCGAUUUGUCGCAUCCAGCCCGAACCUCCACACGCAUCAGAGAGGCCACAGAUCCCAAUGGCGAUCUGAGAGGGGGGACGCACAUCUAUCUGGUCUUCAUCACCACCUGUCACUGUAGAGGGUCAUGUUUCACCAUUGGACACACUGUAUUUGAAGUUAAAUGGUUCAGGUAGAGCUAUCGUGGAAGAAUGCAUCUUGGUAUUCCUGAAGAACUGAGCCAAAGUCUAGAUAAUGCCAUUUACUGAACCCUAGCUGGGUUAUGCUAAUCCACAAGUGCCUCAAGCUUAAGGUCCUCUGAAGGCUGUAGGAGUAUCAAACUCACAGCUGGUGAUUGGGUGUUAUUGCAGCCUCCUAAACUGGAAAAGACUAUGACUUAAAAGCCAUUAACUCUAGAUAUUUUAGUGCAGCGAGAGACUGUCUGGGUGAGAAGUCAGGGAACAUCCAAGCUUGAACGUCCAGGAAAAUGGUACUAGCCCACUUUCUCCAAGUGAAAUUGAUUUUCCUGCUGAUAUUGGCUCACUCAGACAAUAUCCGGAAUCUUGACCAUGGAUCUGGCAGUAGGAGUUCUGAAAAAUGCUCAAACGUCUUUGGUGGACAAUUUUGGGACAUGUCGUGACAUGUGUGGAAGCAGCAUACAAGACCUGUGUUAGCUCAGCUUUUCAACAAUACUACAGUUUUACUUGACUGUCAAUGUAACCUUUUAACCUCUGCUUAUGGGGUAACAUGUCAGUGUUGUCUGUUUACUGUCUGAUUACUCAAACAUUAUUGCAGGAUUAGGGCGCUUCUAGUUUUUUUUAUUUAUCUGUGAAGAUUCUCAGCCGUCCAGUUCUUGGUCAAAUUUCAUCAAGAGUCCCUGUGCUGUUUCACCUCUCGUGUUAAGAGGCAGUCGAACCCCUGGGUGUUUGAACCCCUGUUGUUUUGACAGUCAUUGCACUUACUGGCCCUGUGUACACAACCAUCGUUCAUGCAGUUAACUCGGGCUGGACAUGCAAAUGCUUGUUAUAUAUCCUGAGAGGGAAUGAAAAGACAGCAUUGUAAUGGUAAAUGGGGAAUCACAUGUACACAAGGGAGGCUUCAGCUGGAAAGUUUGUCAUCCAGUAUGUUUCCAUGCACAAUGAAAUGCUGUUCAACCAAAAUUCUGAUGCUGUCCUAGUACCAUGGUUCUCAAACUGUGGUACGUGUACAACCAGUGGUACAUACGUGAACUUUCUCUGGUGGUACGUGGGGGACAAUCAGAAAUACUGUUCUCCUGUAUAUACCAGGGUAUGUGACCUAAUCUCUGGCUGAAAGGUCCGUAGCUGACUUUGCUCGGCCUAUUUACAUCACUGUAUUUUAACGGUAGCGAUAAUGGCGUUACUUCAAGAGCUCAAUAUUUUUUGAAGUUUGAGAACCAUUGGCCUAGUAUACAGACAUCCCAUUUCAGCUUGUUAGCGUGGCAGUUUUCAGUGUGGUGUGUCUUCCCACCAUUCAUGUGCUCAAAAAAUAUCCAGUUCUUUAAGCUGAUCGAGCAUAAAAACACAUGUGCGACUCUGGACCGACUGAAGGUAUCAUGCAGUUGUAACUCAACUCCCUCAUCACAUUAUCUGGGUGUGUUAGGAUGAUCUCAAGAACUUUUUAUUUAGUAUAAUUUCAGUCAGACUUACAUGUCAAAGUUUGUAGUUGUAAUUCUUUUUUUUCCUAAUGUCAUGUAAAACUGCUGACUAAUUGUGAGCGGAGCUGUGUCAAGUGUUGCCGAACUGCUUUGUUAAUCUGUUGCAUCACUUUGCUGGCAUUGCAGGCGACAGAGGUUGAGAAAUGUCCAACUUUCCAAGCAGUGACAAGAGCACCUGCCAAUGAAUUCAUGUGUUUAAGCUCAAACACCACACUAUCCAAACCGAGAUCCCUGACAAGUCCAACAGUCCAGACAUGUCCAACAGUGGUGGACAUAACAGCACUCUUUAAUUUAGCAACAACACUGCUCUGCUAACUUCCUAUUUCCACCUCUAUCGCACCAAGCGUCCAGCCGAUAUUUUCUGGCUGGGUCUCUUGUUUCAUAUGCGAAGUUUUGAGCAGAUCGGUCAAUGAAAUACCUGUUUCACUACCUGUUUCGUGGCGAAUGGCUAAAAUUAGCCCAAAUUCUGAUGGUUGUCAUGGCCACGCCAAAUUCAAAAUGGCGACUUCCUGUUGAGUUGAGGCCAUGGUCCCAAUAGACUUGUUUGUUCGUCUUGGACUGUGACAUGUUCCCACCAAGUUUCGUGAAAUUUGGUGCAACAUAGUUUUGUCUUUGUCCUACCGGGUUUCACUUUUGGGGGGCGCUACUGUUG
Solea solea (common sole) is the source of this 3261-nucleotide messenger RNA. Its product is annotated as RING finger protein 122-like. The record is from RefSeq and is a predicted model, not a curated record. The transcript is spliced from 6 exons. Gene Ontology annotation, molecular function: ubiquitin protein ligase activity. Lineage: Eukaryota; Metazoa; Chordata; Actinopteri; Pleuronectiformes; Soleidae. Gene Ontology annotation, cellular component: endomembrane system. Bases 557 to 1027 code for a protein of 156 amino acids.